AUGAAUGCGGAGGAAGUGGAGCUGCUGAGUGACUCAAAGUACAGGAACUAUGUGGCAGCAGUGGACAAAGCCCUCAAGAACUUUGAGUACUCCAGCGAGUGGGCAGACCUCAUCUCUGCAUUGGGCAAACUCAACAAGGUUUUGCAAAAUAAUGCAAAAUACCAGGUUGUUCCCAAGAAGCUGACGAUUGGCAAACGGCUGGCCCAGUGCCUCCACCCUGCGCUGCCCAGCGGGGUCCACCGCAAGGCCCUGGAGACCUAUGAGAUCAUUUUCAAGAUCAUCGGACCCAAGAGGCUGGCUAAAGACCUCUUUCUGUAUAGCUCUGGGCUCUUCCCCCUACUCUCCAAUGCUGCUAUGUCUGUGAAGCCUGUGCUGCUGGGGCUCUAUGAAACCUACUAUCUGCCCCUGGGGAAGACUCUAAAACCGGGUCUGCAGGGUUUACUGACCGGAGUCCUGCCCGGCCUGGAGGAGGGUUCAGAGUAUUACGACAGAACCAACACCCUGCUGGAGAAAGUGGCUGCAGCAGUGGAGCAGUCGGCCUUCUACAGUGCCUUGUGGGGCAGCAUCCUGACCAGCCCCUCUGUGCGUCUCCCUGGGGUCUCCUUCGUUCUGCUGCACCUCAACCGGAAGCUCUCCAUGGAGGACCAGCUCUACGUCAUGGGCAGUGACAUUGAGCUCAUGGUGGAGGCUGUCAGUACCUCAGUCCAGGACUCCAGUGUUCUGGUGCAGAGAAGCACACUGGAUCUUAUCCUCUUCUGCUUCCCCUUCCAUAUGAGCCAGGCGACUCGCCCUGACAUGAUCCGGAUCCUUUCAGCUGCUUUGCAUGUCGUUUUAAGAAGAGACAUGUCCCUGAACCGCAGGCUGUACGCCUGGCUGCUGGGUGUUGACAACAAUGGCGGGAUAAUAGGUCCACGCAGCACUCGACAGAGCAACCCAGAGGAACACGCCUCCCAUUACUUCAACAGCUUCUCCAAGGACAUGCUAGUCCAGGCGAUGGUUGGGAUUUUGCAGGGCAAGGCUCGAGGUGGGGAGGAGGAGAGCAUCCUUAUGCAUGACCUAAAGCCAUUUCGCAUCCUGAUCAGUCUGCUGGACAAACCGGAGCUAGGUCCGGCCAUCCUGGAGGACGUUCUGAUCGAAGUUUUUCGGACUCUUCACACACAGUGCCGGACAGAGUUAGACCUUCAAGGCCAGAGUCCGUUCAGCAAAGAUCAGACGCACCUCAGCAGUAAACUGAGAGAAAAUAAAAGGACAGCGGAGCUCAUUAAAACAGCCAAUCUCCUGUUCAACUCCUUUGAGCCAUACUAUAUGUGGGACUACAUCGCUCGCUGGUUUGAGGAGUGCUGCAGGAGGACGUUAAACAGUGGCGCACACGCUGGCAGAUGUGGUUGGAGUUUGGAGUCGCCUGACCUCCCUCUGGUGGAGUUCUGUCAGCUGGUAGAUUUUCUGCUGGACAUAGUUUCCUUGCCUACUAGAAGCAUGAGGGUAAUCUGCCAGGAGACGUACAUAGAAAUCCAGACAGAGCAUCUUCCUCAGCUGCUGCUGCGGAUGGUGGCGGCUCUGACCUGUCACCUCCAGGCCCUGGGCCUCGGGGAGCUCACCCACUGCCUUCGUCUCUGCUCCAAGAUCCUCAGCAAGGUGCAGCCUCCACUGGUUUCCCCGCUGGCCCUGCCAGCGAGUCCGCAGGCCCGCUCAUCAAACUCUGCACGGAGCAAACGCAGCGAAGCGGAGGAUAAACAGGUUUCAUAUUCUGCCCUUGAGACGUCUGACAGUGGGGAUGUGUUUGACGAUGGGGAAACCCCUCCCAGCAGUCGCUCCGCAGAAAGUGGCUUUACAGACUUUGUCCAGUACCAAGAAGAUGGUCCUGAGGGCACGGCGGAAGCCUCUCAUCUCCACCCGUCUCUCAGGACAGGCAGCCGUCCCACCGGCUUAUGUCAGUCUAAGCCUUUGGACAAACCAGUGAUGCAGUGUUGCCUGGAGCACUUCCAGCAGUUUCUCUCCUGUCUCAUCACCUUUUAUAUCAUUCCUGAGCAUGCGGGGGGUUCAGGGCCUUUGGUCACCGCAGGUUCCCAGACCAGUGGUUAUCCAGAGUCAUCCUCAGGAGACGGGAUGGUCCAGAAAGAUUGUGUGGCUGCAUUUACCGCUGCCUGCCAGCUCUUCUUGGAGUGCUCCAGUUUCCCAGUCUACAUUGCAGAAGGCAAUCUGAAGACCUCUCCUCCACUGGAAGAACAGUGCGAUGCUGAGCAGAUCCGCCUGCCGGUGUGGCUGCAGACCCUGAUGGAUGCCUGCUGUCUGGCCAGUGACUUCACCCUACAGGCUGUUGCUAUCUCCCUGCUCAUGGACCUAAUAGGUCUGACUCAGUCGGUUGCUAUGGUGACAGCUGAGAGUCAGGCUUCCGGUAGCAGCGCUGAGCCCGCUCAGAGCCCGAGCCAGGGUCGAGUCGCUGUGGUUAUCAGGCCUCCACUAACUCAGGGAAUCCUGAAGUAUAUUGCUGAUAAAACUAACUUCUUUAAGAGUGUUGCAGUGAUCCUAUGGGACCAGCUGGGUGAAGGCACGCCUCAGCAUCACCAGCGGAGCGUGGAGCUCUUCUACCAGCUGCACAACCUGGUUCCCUCAUCCAGCACCUGUGAGGACGUCAUCAGCCAGCAACUCAUGCACAGAGACAAGAGGAUUCGUUUGGAGGCCCAUGUGAAGUUCUCCGUUCUGUGGCAUUUAACGCGAGACUUGAACAUCACCAAGGCUUCUCCGUUUAGCCGAACAUUUGACAGGUCUCUUUUCAUCAUGCUCGACAGCUUGAGUUACUGGGAUCCCUGCACAAGCGCGGUUGGUCGGGCUUGGUUAAAUCAGGUUCUUCAGAGACAUGACAUCGCACGGGUUCUGGAGCCACUCCUGCUCCUUCUGCUGCACCCCAAAACUCACAGGGUUUCUAUUCAGAAGGUGCAAGCCCAGCGCCACUGGGCUCAGAUGUUCCCUGAACCGCCUGAACAGGAGCCAUCAGAACCGCUCUACACCAGAGACUCCGGCUUCUCAGACAACUUCCUUCAGAUUCGAGGUGACAGAGUUGGGCAUGAGGACUUCAGAGGUCUGGCAAUUAGCGACAUGGAGCCCUUUUGCCUGACUGUUAACCCCCUGAGUGACAGCUUGUCCAUCCUCAGCCUGAGCAGCGAAAACCUGCAGUUAGCUGGAGGAUAUCCUCCCGGUGACCAGCAGGAGGAGCCACAGAGCUCAGAAUCAAGUGGUUCUUGUUCAUCUACGCUUGAAAAUGGAAGCUUUGAUGAACAAGAGAAUGGAAAGGGCUCAGAUGGAAAGCUGGGUUCUUCGGAUGAAACGUCUGAAGACUCCGUGGAGGAAGCUGUGUCUGCUGUGAUGAAGGAGCUUAUUGACAGAGUUCUCAACUUAGUAGAAGAAUCAAAUGAAACCUCUCCGCCUGAAAACUGGCCCCAAACUGAUACUGAAAGCACAUCCUCGGACACCUCCACCGGUCUCCGCCUGGACUCCUGCCCUCCCGAGUGCUCCACCCACCACAAUCUGCCUGAAUUGUUAGCUGAAGGCACGCUGGAGUUCCUGUCUGUUUCUUCAUGCGAAGCUCUGCACAAAGAGGGCAUCGCUCGCCACAGCUCAUCACCUUCCAUCGUCACGUUACCAGGCGGCACCGAUCCAGCCACUACAGACCGAAGCCUACAGGCGGAUGACCCCCAGGCCCGCAAACGCAGCCACAGCAGCACUCAGCUCAGUCUGAAAGGGAAGAUAAUGGAGAAGCUGGUCGACAAAUCUCCCGGGGCGAAACCAAAGACCAAGAAGGCAAAGAGGAAAGAGGAGGAGAAGCUGAGGAAAGCGAACCAGUCGGAGAAACUGCAUCCACCCAGUAUUUUCUUUGGAGACAGUCUAGACCUGGAGAACUGGUACAGCUGUGGCGAAGGAGAGGUGUCCGAAAUCGAGAGCGACAUGGGCUCACCCAGCGGGGGCUCUGGUGGGACCUGCGCCGGAGGAGAGGCAGCAGGACGCCGGCCGUCCUCCGCUCCGCCUCGUUUCAACAUCCACCCUCUGUACCAGCACGUCCUGCUCUACCUGCAGCUUUACGACUCCUCCAGGACGCUGCACGCCCUUUCAGCCAUCGCCUCCAUGGUCAGAGCCGCUCCCUCAGGCUUCGUCAGCGCCAUCUCUACCACCAGCAUCAACAACACCUACACUCCGCAGCUCUCCUUGCUUCAGAACCUGCUGGCUCGCCACCGAGUCUCUGUUAUGGGCAAAGAUUUUUACUGCCCCAUCCCUCAGGACUCUCACUCCCAUUCCUUCCGCAGCGCCAUGUACCUGGAGAUCAUCAUCUCCCUCUGCCUCUACUUCCUGAGGAGUUAUUAUUCUGCCCAUGUGACGGCGGCUCCUCAGGACUUGGCAGGAAAUCGGGCCAUGCAGCUGACCAGCGUGGAGGUCCUAACGCUGCUCUUCAGCGAGCUAGCCAAAGUCACAGCCGGCUCAGCGAAGGGAUUCGCUAGUUUCAUCAGUGACGUCCUCUCUAAGUGCAAAGUCCAGAAGGUCAUACUCCACUGCCUGCUCUCCUCCAUAUUCAGCGCUCAGAAAUGGCAUGACCAGCGGAUAGCGGGGAUCAACAUGGCGGCGGUGGAGGAAGGCCUGUCAGAGGACAGCGUGAUCAACAUGUCGGAGGACCAGAUCGACAGCUGCAGCGCCGUUCAGUCCCAGCUGCUCCGACUGCUGCAGAGUCUAGUCGUGCUGGAGCACCGGGUCCUGGCGCCUGCAGAUGAAGGUGGAGAACCUGCAGGUGGAGGAGGAGCAGGUGGAGGGCCCGGAAGUGGCGGAGUGGCCGGGUUCGAGAUCCUAGGUGGGGAGGUGGAGCAUGUAAAUCCCCAGCAGCCUAUGACGUCACUCCAGUACCUCCACGGUCAGCCAAUCACAGCGCAGGGCAUGUUCCUGUGCGCAGUCAUCAGAGCUUUGCACCAGCAUCACGCCUGUAAGAUGCAUCCGCAGUGGAUAGGCCUGAUCACAGCCACCCUGCCGUACAUGGGGAGGGUCCUUAGGAGGGUGGUGGCCUCUGUGACUCUGCAGCUGUGCAGAAACCUGGAUAAUCUCCUGCAGCAGUACCGCUAUGAAACCAGUGUAACAGAUAGCAGACCCCAGUGGAUGGCUCUCUGUAUCCCACCAGACCUGAUUCUGACCGUAUUGGAGGGAAUCACUUCCAUCAUCCAUUACUGUCUACUGGACCCCACUUCUCAGUACCACCAGUUACAAGUGAGCGUUGACCAGAAGCACCUGGCUGAGGCUCGAUCAGGCAUCCUGUCCAUCCUCCACACUAUCAUGUCUUCCGUCACGCUGCUGUGGAGCGUCCUCCACCAGGCUGACAGCUCUGACAAACCAGCCGCUGCUUCAGCUGCUGCCACAUCCAACAUCAACCUGGGCUCCACCAAGAAUCUCCGCCAGCAGAUCUUGGAGCUGCUGGGUCCAAUCUCCAUGAACCAUGGUGCUCAUUUCAUGGCAGCCAUUGCUUAUGUUUGGAAUGAGAGAAAACAAGUCAAAACGCCGAUCAGAAAUAAGGUGAUUCCUGUAGCCAGUGAGGAGCAGCUACUGCUGGUUGAGCUCGUCCGGUCGGUCAGCGCCAUGCGUACAGAGACAGUCAUGCAGACGGUCAAAGAGGUCCUGAAGCAGCCUCCUGCCAUUGCAAAAGAAAAGAAGCACAUCUCUUUGGAAGUCUGCAUGCUGCAGUUCUUCUACGCUUAUGUACAGAGGAUUCCUGUGUCCAGCUUGGUUGACAGCUGGCCGUCCCUGCUAGCGCUGCUGAAGGAUUCUGUACAGCUGGGUCUUCCUGCUCCAGGACAGUUCCUCAUUCUGGGAGUUCUGAAUGAGUUUAUCUUGAAGAAUCCUAAUCUGGAGAGUAAGAAAGACCAGCGAGAGCUGCAGGAUGUGACUCAUAAGGUGGUGGAGGCCAUCGGCACCAUCGCCGGCUCCUCUUUGGAACCGACCACGUGGCUGAGGAGGAACCUGGAGGUGAAGGCGUCUCCUCAGAUCGUUGUUGACGGAGCCAACCUGGAAGCAGACGUAGAAGACUUAUUGCACACAGUGAUGGAGGCCUCCACCUUCACUCCAUCCGUAUACAGUGUUCACGCCCUCACACUGCUGGCCGAGGUGCUGGCUCAUCUGUUGGACAUGGUGUUCUACAGUGACGAGAAGGAGAAAGUCAUCCCGCUGCUGGUUAAUAUCAUGCACUACGUAGUUCCCUACCUCCGCAACCACAGUGCUCACAACGCCCCGAGCUACAGAGCCUGCAUCCAGCUGUUGAGCAGCUUAAGUGGUUACCAGUACACCCGCCGGGCCUGGAAGAAGGAGGCCUUCGACCUCUUCAUGGACCACACCUUCUUCCAGAUGGACGCCUCCUGUGUCAGCCACUGGAGAGCUAUCAUUGACCACCUGAUGACUCAUGACAAGACCACAUUCAGAGACCUGAUGACGCGGGUGGCGGUCGCUCAGAGCAGCUCCCUGAGUUUAUUCACCAACAGAGACGCUGAGCUGGAGCAGAGGGCUAUGCUGCUCAAACGUCUGGCCUUUACCAUCUACAGCAGCGAGGUGGACCAGUACCAGAAAUACCUGCCGGACAUCCAGGAGCGUCUGGUGGAGAGCCUGCGUCUGCCUCAGGUACCCAUCCUUCAUGCUCAGGUGUUCCUUUUCUUCAGGGUGCUGCUGCUACGCAUGUCACCUCAACAUCUCACAUCACUCUGGCCUACCAUGAUCACAGAGCUGGUCCAGGUGUUCCUACUGAUGGAACAGGAGCUAACAGCUGAUGAAGACAUAUCAAGGACAUCAGGACCAUCUGUAGCCGGAUUGGAGACCACUUAUUCUGGAGGGAACGGCUUCUCCACGUCCUACAACAGCCAACGCUGGCUAAACCUCUACCUCUCUGCUUGCAAGUUCCUGGAUCUUGCCUUGGCGCUGCCUCCUGAGAGCCUGCCUCAGUUCCAGAUGUACCGCUGGGCCUUCAUCCCUGAGGCUUCAGACGAUUCAGGGUUGGAGGUGAGACGCCAGGGGACACAUCAAAGGGAGUUCAAGCCCUACGUGGUUCGUUUGGUGAAACUUUUGAGAAAACGAGCAAAGAAAAACCCAGAGGAGGACUGCUCCACUAAAACCUUACCUUGGGAGCCAGGCCACCUGAUGCUGACCCUCUACAUUAUCCGCAGCAUGGAGCAGCUGCUGCCCUUCUUCAACCUGCUCAGCCAGGUGUUCAACAGCAAGGCCAGCUGCCGAUCAGGCCACGCCUACUCCCACAAUCCCGCUGAUUCUUCCUUCCCUGGAAACAAGGAGGGCCACAAACUGGAGAGCCAGAAGGUGUUCUGGAGCCGAGCUCGCCAGAACAUCGAGGAGAUGGUGGAGAAAGACUUUCUAGAGGGCCUCAUCAAGACAUGAGAACCCAGCCGAGGAGGAAGUGGGCAUUAACACAUAACUGAACACUAGUGAAAAACUCUAACUUGUACAUUCAUGAACAUUAUUAUGGGAUGUGAGGGGGGGUUGUACAGUUUUUUAUUUAUGACUCUUGAGCUAUGGUUAUUUAAUUUUAAUUAUUUGUAUGUAUGGAGCAGCUUUUGACAGGUUUUAACAUUUCAUUCGAGUCCUUUAGAAGAAAUAAAAUAUGCUGUGCCAUUCCAUGUGAGGUGACUUAAUAAAACAGGUUUCUAAUAACAGAUACUCAUCACUGUCUUCAAAAUGCUUAAAGCUCUUUUAGUCAGGGCAUGCUUUGGUUGCACAGUGGUUAGCCCACACGACCCAUGUAUGCAGGCCUUAA
Cyprinodon variegatus (sheepshead minnow) is the source of this 7780-nucleotide messenger RNA. It is a transcript of the gene dop1a, whose product is annotated as dopey family member 1. Lineage: Eukaryota; Metazoa; Chordata; Actinopteri; Cyprinodontiformes; Cyprinodontidae. The record is from RefSeq and is a predicted model, not a curated record. Gene Ontology annotation, biological process: Golgi to endosome transport. Gene Ontology annotation, cellular component: trans-Golgi network; endosome. The transcript has 37 exons. Bases 1 to 7404 code for a protein of 2467 amino acids.